This is a messenger RNA of Drosophila serrata, 1440 nucleotides long. It is a transcript of the gene nerfin-1, whose product is annotated as nervous fingers 1. Gene Ontology annotation, biological process: negative regulation of transcription by RNA polymerase II; neuron differentiation; regulation of cell cycle process. NCBI's taxonomy places the organism in Eukaryota, Metazoa, Arthropoda, Insecta, Diptera, Drosophilidae. Gene Ontology annotation, cellular component: nucleus; transcription repressor complex. The record is from RefSeq and is a predicted model, not a curated record. Gene Ontology annotation, molecular function: DNA-binding transcription repressor activity, RNA polymerase II-specific; RNA polymerase II cis-regulatory region sequence-specific DNA binding.
AUGGCCCAGACGCAGACGCAGUUACAAACCCAAAGCCAGGGAACCGAAACCCUUCGCCAUCCGCACAGCAUCGGCAUCCAGCUGCAGCACAAGGGCAUGCCCCAUGGCUUGGGGCUGCUGACCACGGUGGCCUCAUUGCCGCCCAAGUACCGCAGCCGGUAUCUGAAUCUGAAGACCAGGUGCGAAAUUCCAUUGGAUUUGUCGGUGAAACUGCCCUCGCCACUGCCCAGUAUCGAUGUGCCGAUGGCCACCACAUUUACCGAGGUGUACAGCGAAAAUGUAACCGAGGAUGUAGUGGAGGAGCAGGAGCAGCAGCAGGAGCAGCACCAGGAGCAAGAGCCGGCAGAACUAACACCAAAAUCCGACCCUACACCGCCGCAGAGUCCAGAGCUGGCCAUUAAGCGUAAAUUGAGCUGCGACAAUGAUGAUGAUGAUAAACAGUCGGCUAAAAUGGCCAAGCUUGAAUCCCCGCCAGCUCCAGUGGAAGCCACGCCUGCGAAACCCAUUAAGCCACUCGAUUCGGCGCCAAGGACCAGCAAGGCCAGUGCAUCCUCCACGAAAUCCUCGAGGAACAAGGCCACACGGAAACUGAAGUUUGAUGAGGAGACAAGUUCACCAGUCUCAGGGACCAUUAUCCGCCCCUUGGAGGACAUCACCGAUGGUUCGAUGCAGUACAGCAACGGUGACAUUGAUCCCAAAUACAACAUUGUGGAGAUCACCGAGGAGACCAAGGCCGAAUUGGCUGCCAUCAAGAAUGUGAUUGGUGACUAUGUGUGUCGGCUGUGUAAGAUCAAGUUUGAGGAUGCCUUUGGCUUGGCUCGUCAUCGGUGUGCCUGCAUAGUGCUCCUGGAGUACCGAUGUCCCGAAUGUGGAAAACAGUUCAAUUGUCCUGCUAACCUGGCUUCACAUCGAAGGUGGCAUAAACCCCGGAAGGAGGCAGCCACCUCCUCGAAGAAGGAGAAUCGGAACACCAUCAACCAAGUGGAGCAACAGCAGUCGCCGGCGGAGAAAAAGGGUGCCGAGGAAAUGGCUUUCGAUUGUGGUGAAUGCGGCAAGAAGUUCAAGCGUGCAGCUUACCUGAGAAAACAUCAGCUGACGCAUCAGAAGAAAUCUUUGGGGAAAACGGAGGAAAAGCCACAGGAAAUGGUGCCACCAAGUAACACCACUACCAUCACAGGUAGUUUCCAUUUCAAUCAGGCGGCAUCCACUUCCUCGGCCAGCAGUUCCCACUCCGAUGAAGGUGUCUAUGCUGCCAGGAGCAACUAUGAGUAUGACAACGACUAUCUCUCGGACAGCAGCUCAUCGGCCUCCUCCGUGGGCUAUGGCCGACUCCAGAUCGUGGAGCAUGGCCUCACCGAGGAGGAGAGUAUUGCGGCGGCGGCUUUGACCAAUCUAAGGAACUGUGCCUCCGUCAUCCAGCACACAACCAUGGCGCAUUGA